GAAGUACGGCGCAGUUCCCCUUGCGGUUCCGCCGCCUGGUUCAGCUUCCCGGAGCUGUGCGGGCGGCCGCUGGGGCCCGCCGACUACCUGGCGCUGUCUCAGAGGUUCCACGUGGUGUUUGUGGAGGGCGUACCCGCCAUGUCCUUGCAGGUUCGCGAUCAGGCUCGUCGUUUCAUCACCCUGAUAGACGAGCUGUACAACUGCCGGUGUGUGUUGGUGGUGAGUGCGGAGGUGCCCCCCGAGGAGCUGUUCUCCGGGGCGGAGGGCCAGGAGGGGAUCCUGGACCUGGAGAGCCUGCACAGCCCCGCGGCCCUGGCGGCGACGGUGGGGGCGCUGGGCGGCGCGGAGGAGCGAUUCGCAUUCCGCCGGGCCGUGUCGCGGCUCCUGGAGAUGCAGUCGCCCCAGUAC
This is a messenger RNA of Volvox carteri f. nagariensis, 408 nucleotides long. RefSeq lists its product as uncharacterized. NCBI's taxonomy places the organism in Eukaryota, Viridiplantae, Chlorophyta, Chlorophyceae, Chlamydomonadales, Volvocaceae. The transcript has 3 exons. The record is from RefSeq and is a predicted model, not a curated record. The annotation marks the transcript as partial. Gene Ontology annotation, molecular function: ATP hydrolysis activity; ATP binding. Gene Ontology annotation, cellular component: mitochondrion; cytoplasm.